Molecule: messenger RNA, 3386 nt
Organism: Balaenoptera musculus (blue whale)
Lineage: Eukaryota; Metazoa; Chordata; Mammalia; Artiodactyla; Balaenopteridae
Gene: FAAP100
Product: FA core complex associated protein 100
Exons: 10
Coding region: 75-2723 (882 amino acids)
Biological process (GO): interstrand cross-link repair
Cellular component (GO): Fanconi anaemia nuclear complex; nucleoplasm
Source: RefSeq, a predicted model, not a curated record
CCCCGCCCCGCCCCCGGCACCGGCGCUGCGAGGCCGAGACCCCUCCGGUGGCUGGGCUCCCUGGUGACCCCACGAUGGCUGGCCUCGCGCCGCGGGUCGAAUACCUGGCGGGCUUCUGCUGCCCGCUCGGGGGCCUGGCGGCGGGCAAGCCUCGCGUGCUGUGCCACGGGGCGGAGGUCUUCCUGUCCACCGGGAGCGAGCUGGUCUAUGUCUACGACCGGGAGGGGCGGCUGCUGAUCGCCGUGUACAAGUUUCCCGGUCAGGUGUGGCACCUGGAGCUCCUGGCCCUUCACAGGGCGCUCUACGUCCUGUGCGCUCGGAGCGGCAUCUAUUGCUUGUCUUUGGACCAGGCGAGCAGGUCUGUGAGCCGGGAUGACGAGGAUGACAGGGACGACCAAGACAGUGAGGAUGGGCAGGUCGAUGAGCUCCCUGCCCCUGUGAUCCCCGUGCACCCAGACACCUGUGUGCUCCCCAGUGCCACACUGCAUGCCUUCACCGUGCUCGAUGACGUGCUCAUCACCCUGGCACAGGGCCCCACCCAGUGGAAGGUGCAGGUGUUUGAGCGUCCAUGUCCAGGGGAGGACCCUAGGCCCGGAGGCCAGAUUGGAGAGGUGGAGUUGUCCACCUGCACCCCCCCAGCUGGGAGCCUGGGGGAGCCCACAGCCCCCCGCUUCCUCCCAGUGCUGUGCUGUGCGUCACCACCAGGCUCCAGGGCCCCACAUGGCCACCCGUGGGGCUCUGGGGGCGUCAUGCUGGAGGGGCCCCUCUUUGGGCUACUCUUUGGAUCCGAUGCCUCCCUCCUGGAGUCGCCCGUGAUCCUCUGCGGUCUCCCCGAUGGCCAGCUCUGCUGUGUGGUCCUCAAGACCCUGGUCACCUCCAGGUCUGCCCCUGGUGAUCCGAAGGCCCUUGUCAAGAUCCUCCAUCACCUGGAGGAGCCUGUCAUCUUCAUUGGAGCCUUGAGGACAGAGCUGCCGUCCGAGGACGUGGAGGACGCGUACUGUGACUGCCUGGUGGCACUCGGUCACCAUGGCCGGGCACUGGCCAUCAAGGCCAGCUGGGACGAGGCAGGGCAUCUGGUGCCAGAGCUGCGGGAGUACAGCCUCCCAGGGCCUGUGCUCUGUGCGGCCCGCGGCAGGGGCGGCCAUGUGUACCACAGCACCCCCUCGGACCUCUGUGUAGUGGACCUGGCUCAGGAGAGCUCCCCCUGGGACCUCACGCAGCGUGACAGGGCCCCAGGAGGCCUGCCCUCUUUGCUGUGUCCAGCCAGCUUGAGUGCCUGCAGCGUCGUCACCCUCUCUGUGUCAUCUAGGGCGCCUGAAGGGGGUGCUGAGCUCCUGGCCCUGUCUGCCAAAGGCCGGCUGAUGACCUGCAGCCUGGACCCGCACUCUGAGACGCCUCACCCCACCAGAGUGACCUCGGCGAAUGCUGGCCAAAAAAUUAAGGAGUUGCUGUCUGGAAUUGGCACUGUCUCUGAGAGAGUGUCUUCUCUGAAGAAGGCGGUUGACCAGCGGGACAAGGCCUUGACCUGCCUCAACGAAGCCAUGAACGUGAGCUGCGCCCUGCUGUCGAGCCGGGAGGGUCCUAGGCCCAUCUCCUGCACCAUCAGCACCUCCUGGAGCCGCCUGCAGCUGCAGGACAUGCUGACAGCUACGUGCCUGCUGGAGAACAGCAGUGGCUUCAGCCUGGACCGGGGCUGGGCCCUGUGCAUCCAGGUGCUCCGCAGCUCCCAGGCCUUAGACCUGGACUCGGCUGUCUCAGCCAUCACCUACACCAUCCCCGUGGACCAGCUCGGCCCUGGCGGUCAGCGUGAGGUGACGCUGCCUCUGGGCCCGGGAGAGGACGGUGCACUUGACCUGCCCGUGACCGUGUCCUGCGCGCUCUUCUACAGCCUCAGGGAGGUCGUGGGUGGGGCCCUUGCCCUCACGGACCCUUUCAAGGACCCCCCUUCGAAUGAAUGCACCCCUGACGUCCUGCCUGAGCAGGAGGGCGUGUGCCUGCCCCUGAGCGAGCACACAGUGGACAUGCUGCAGGGCCUGCGCUUCCCCGGCCUGGCUGCACCCCACACGCAGGCCCUGGGCCCACUCAGCCCUGCCAGAGACCCCGUCCACACCUUCCUGGGAACUUGCUGCGGGCCAGUCAGCCAGCCGGCAGGACCAGCGUCCCUGCGGGCCAAGUACCUGCCCCCGUCAGUGGCCACCAUCAAGGUGUCGGCAGAGCUGCUCAGGGCCACCUUAGGGGACAGUCACGCAGGCGUGUCCCUGUGUUGUGCCACCCUGCAGUGGCUCCUUGCCGAGAAUGCCGCCGCAGACAUCGUGAGGGCCCAAGCACUGUCCUCUGUCCAGGGAGUGGCCCCAGAUGGCACUGAUGUCCACCUCAUCAUCCGCGAGGUGGCCGUGACCGACCUGUGCCCAGCAGGGCCCAUCCAGGCCAUGGAGAUCCAGGUGGAGAGCUCCUCUCUGGCCAACAUGUGCAGGGCACACCACGCCAUCGUUGGGCGUUUGCAGAGGCUGGUCACGGAGCAGGCUGCCCGGGGCUCCAGCCCGCCUGACCUCCGCCUGCAGUAUCUCCACCAGAUCCAGGCCAACCAUGAGACGCUGCUGCGGGAGGUGCAGACCCUGCGGGACCGGCUGUGCACAGAGGACGAAGCCAGCUCCUGCACCACCGCCCAGAGGCUCCUGCAGGUGUACAGGCAGCUCCGCAGCCCCAGCCUCCUCCUGCUGUGAUGCCAGCAGCUGCCACGGCCUCCGCGCUCAACCUCGACACCGCUGGGCCGCCUCCCACCCAGAACGUCGGGGCUGGAUCACGGACAUCCCUCCACUCAGAAGCUGGGCCCCGGCCAUGGGGUCCAGACUCCAGAGCAGGAGCACUGUUGCCCUAGCGGCCUGCAGAGGCCGCAGAGACAGGGCUUCUGGGUUGAGCCUCGGGCGGUGUGUUUUGGUGGUUGUCGCAUUCCCACCGUGGUGCCCAGAGCCCAGGGCUGCCCCUCUUGGCAGCACCACCCGCCCACCCACAGACCUGUUGUCCAGCACUGUCCACACCUGUCCAACUGCCUCGCUCUGGGUGCCUCGGCCCCGCUUCUGUGCAGCCGCUGGGGUUACCGGGUGGGAGGGUGCUCCCUGUGACCAAAGCACAAUGACUGUGGGGGAGGGGGCAUUCCUGCAGGUGCCCUGUGGCCAAAACAACAACUUGGUGCCUCCGGCCGGGGCCACACCCAGCGCCCAGCACUGUGCAUUGUUUCCAAGGGUCCCUGGGGGCAGACAGCAGCCCUGGUGUGGCUCCGGUGCUUUUGGGGAGGGUGUCUCUCCCCCAGACUUCACACGGUGCUUUCCUGCUGUGCGUGCAGGGCCUUCGAGGCACCCUGCCUCAAAAAAUGACCCUUUCUGGUG